Molecule: messenger RNA, 1380 nt
Organism: Acytostelium subglobosum LB1
Lineage: Eukaryota; Evosea; Eumycetozoa; Acytosteliales; Acytosteliaceae
Exons: 2
Coding region: 1-1380 (459 amino acids)
Source: RefSeq, a predicted model, not a curated record
AUGCCUGCAUCAGCAGCAUCAAGUACAACAGUAUUCAAACCAACAGCAGUAUAUUCAAUUGGUAACAACAAUCAAGGUCAACUUGGAUUGGGUGAUUGCAAGUCAGAGUCAACCUUUAGCUUCCUAGACUCAUUAUCCAACGUCUCUGUAAAGUCAUGCAAGUCAUCACUCUUGCACACUGCACUCCUGACACACGACCACGACAUGAUGACUUGGGGCGCUAACUUGCACUUCCAGAUUGGACACAAGGGAGGUGCAAAUACGAGCAUCUUCCCAAGCUUUGUAGAGAGUCUGCCGUUCUCUGUAAAGGCUGGCGCAUUCCCAAAGGAUGCUAUUUUGGACUUGGCAUUGGGAGGAUGGAACUCAUUCGCGCUGACAAAGGCUCCUCGCACUGGCGCCUCACACAUCUAUACUUGGGGCAACAAUGCAUGUGGACAGAUGGGCAUCGGAAGCAUAUUCAACAUUCAAACCCCGUCCAUCAUUCAAUCGCUGGCCACCUUCAACAUUGUGCAGAUUGCCAGUGGUGGAUUCUAUCACACGCACUUCCUAACGGACAAGGGCAUGGUGCUCAGCUGUGGACGCUCGGUCGAUGGACAACUUGGAAUAUCCAAUGUCAUUGCCGGUGGCGGCGGAGGCGAUGCGGACAACUACGUAGCCAUUCCGAUCAGGGCCGACCUGCUCUCAGACAUUAUCGUGAGAUCUAUCACAUGUGGAGUCUUCCAUUCGUUGGCCAUUGAUGACAAGGGAGAUCUGUAUCAAUGGGGCCGAGGCGAGCUGAGGAAGGAGAGCAAGGAUGAUGUUCAUUACAAUCCGAUGAACCAAUUCAAUCGAUAUGACAGGACUGCUGACAUGGACAGAGUGUCCAAGAUCACUGGCAUCGAGGGUCGAGUGAUCCAAAUCGCUGCAAGUGACAACCUCUCAUUCGCACUCACCGACGAUGGUGUGCUCUACCAAUGGACGUGCAUGGACCUCACGCCCAUCAAGCUUGCUCAUCCCGAGUUCAACAAUCACAAGAUCAUUCAUAUUAGUACCAGUCCAACGCAUACAGGUGUCAUCCUACGACCUGACGACAUCGAGUCAUCAUCGUCAUCAUCAUCAGCAACAGCAGCAGCAUUGACUGAUGUUAAUGAUCAAUCAAACAACAGCAACAGCAAUAGCAACAAUAAGGUAUUUAUAUGGGCGAAUCGAUCAUUCUCAUUGGACAAACAGUUACAUGGCAGCAUGUUCUCCACGGUCACCGAGACCAAGCAACUGUUCAACUUCCCAAGCGAUCACCAAGUCGUGGACCUUUCAUUAGGCGCUCACUACGCUGUUGUCUUGGCCGAGCAACGAACUACCAACAACGCCAACACCGCCAACACAACCAUCACCCAGAGCUAG